CUCGGCGAACAGCUCAAGCUACGCCAGCAAGUAAUUGCCACUGCCACCGUGUAUUUCAAACGUUUUUAUGCCCGCAAUUCUCUCAAAUGCAUCGAUCCCCUAUUGCUGGCACCGACGUGUAUCUUGCUGGCGUCCAAAGUCGAAGAAUUCGGAGUCAUUUCCAACUCCCGGCUUAUCACCACUUGCCAAACGGUGAUCAAGAACAAAUUCAGCUAUGCAUAUCAGCAAGAAUUCCCUUAUCGAACAAAUCACAUCCUGGAAUGUGAAUUUUAUUUACUGGAAAAUCUCGACUGCUGCUUGAUCGUGUAUCAACCGUAUCGUCCUCUGCUGCAGCUGAUACAAGAUAUCGGUCAGGAAGAUCAGCUUCUCACGCUUACGUGGCGUCUAAUCAACGAUUCCCUAAGAACGGAUGUUAGCUUACUGUAUCCACCGUACCAGAUAGCAAUUGGUUGCCUGCAGAUCGCCUGUGUCAUCUUGCAAAAAGAACUCAAGGCAUGGUUCGCUGAAUUGAAUGUGGACAUGGAGAAGGUACAAGAAAUUGCCAGGGCUAUCUUGAACCUUUUCGAAUUGUGGAAAAGUUAUGAUGAAAAGGAAAUACAAGGCCUGCUGGAAAAGAUGCCAAAGCCAAAACCGGCAUCACAGCGGUGAUUCAGUAAGUUCUCUGUCGAUGUAGUUUUAGAUACCUAUCUUACUAUUCUAGUGACGGCGUUUGGUUAAAGGGUAAACUAAAUACAAUUCAUUUGAUUUUAUUGCUAAUCUAAAACAUAACUUUUGACAUAGAUGAACAAGAAUUUUUACAAAUAGAAUAAUGAAGAUUUGACUUUUAUGAUUUGGUCGUACCUUAUCUAAAAACAUUACAUAGAUUGAUCGAUUUAUUGUCCCUUGUAUUCGAUCUUUACUCAACACGUCGCUAAUUUAGGUUUCGUCCACGGCUUUCGUUGCUCGAAUGUAUUGCUAAAUGUUGAAGUAUAAGCGGAAUAACGUCGCAGUUGGAUGAAUAAUAAACAUUUUA
Messenger RNA from Ochlerotatus camptorhynchus, 1012 nucleotides. Its product is annotated as cyclin-C-like. The record is from RefSeq and is a predicted model, not a curated record. Gene Ontology annotation, cellular component: mediator complex; nucleus. The transcript has 2 exons. NCBI's taxonomy places the organism in Eukaryota, Metazoa, Arthropoda, Insecta, Diptera, Culicidae. The annotation marks the transcript as partial. Gene Ontology annotation, biological process: positive regulation of transcription by RNA polymerase II. Gene Ontology annotation, molecular function: cyclin-dependent protein serine/threonine kinase regulator activity.